CGCCAGACUCGCCAGUAAGACGCGGCACUCCGCUAAUGCGAGUGAGUGUGUGUCGCCCUUUCGUUCGUACGUUCAUCAUAACUUCAUCCAACAUCAUUUCCCUGCAUCGUCCUCCAAAGUCCACUCUUUUCCUCCCCUAAUCAGCGUCCAUUAAGAACGUACGUUCGUUCGAUCGUCCACCUUGUUAAUUGUGAGUGCUCGUGUUUUUCGUUCGUCGACGGACGACUCGUCUGCUCCCGACUGUCGAGGGACGUCCGUCGUGUCUGCUUCGUGCAGUGAGUUCAGUCUGCCUGCGCGAAACAACAACCUCGCCAAGAUGGCCGCCGACACAGGAAUGGAGACGUGUCCCUCCCCAGAAAUCGCGGACUCCAGGAAGCGGCCUCUCGACUGCGACGUGGAAAAUGGUGCGACGAAGAGGUCCCACUACGGCUCAGGAGGAGAUGGCACAUAUCACCUCAAAGUAUUGGUUCCGGGGGUGGCUGCUGGAGCCAUCAUUGGAAAAGGAGGCGAAACGAUUGCUCAACUACAAAAAGAUACGGGGGCUAGAGUCAAGAUGUCCAAAUCCCACGACUUUUAUCCUGGAACCACGGAAAGAGUGUGUUUAAUCACUGGCAGCGUUGACGCGAUAAUGUCCUGCAUGGACUUUAUUAUGGAAAAGAUUCGUGAGAAGCCUGACCUCACGACAAAAACGACAGUUGAUUUCGACACUGGAAAAGCUACGGCGGAAAGAGACAAGCAGGUGAAGAUUUUAGUGCCCAACAGUACGGCGGGGAUGAUAAUAGGAAAGGCUGGAAAUUAUAUUAAACAGAUUAAGGAAGAAUCGGGUUCUUACGUACAGAUAAGUCAAAAGGCAAAAGAUUUGUCCCUGCAAGAACGAUGCAUCACAGUUAUUGGCGAGAAGGAAAAUAAUCGCAAUGCUUUGCUGAUGAUCCUGGCAAAAGUAGCUGACGAUCCACAAAGUGGAACUUGUCUUAAUGUUAGUUAUGCAGACGUCAGUGGUCCUGUAGCCAAUUACAAUCCAACCGGAAGUCCUUACGCUCAAGCCCCCACGAGCACUCCAACCUAUACCUCCACAGCUGGUAUAAACACAGUGAGCCUUCUGAAUGGCGCCGGUCUUAGCCUGAAUUUGAACCUGGGCGCAGCCAUAACAACAGGAAAUGCGCCAGUGACGACGCAGUUGCUGGAGCAUAUAAAGCUGAAUUUGCGAACGACCGGGUUCACCGAACCGGCUGUGACCGAGAUUUUAACCGCAAUAGCCACUCUCGCCAAGUACAAUAUCCUCGGGAUGGGCAUCGGAAUGCCAUCCGGCAUCAACUACCUCGGAACCCCAAUGGACAGUACUACAACUGCCAAUGGAUCCAACAACAAUGGUGGCGUCUUUGGACCGAUUGGGACGGUACCAGCUCUUGGCUCGACCUCGCCCACUCCUCGCAACACUCUCGACCGAUUUGAGCCAUUUGAUCCGUUCCGGCAGAACAACACAGCCAGUGCCAUCCACCUGAACAACAAUUCAUUCGGCCUCGGCACAAACCAGUUAUCACUCGAAAAAUAACUCGGCGCUGGGCAAGGACCGAUGCGAUGGAAUGGACUUCUCCUGCAAAGAAUUUUGAAUCUAGUUUAAUAUCUAGAGGAAAAUUAGCUAAUCUCAAUCUCGAUUUUGCCCAAAAUAUUCCCGAUUUUGUGUAUUUAUUGAAGAAGAUGAAAUAAUAUUAAAAAUAAUUCAAUAUACAAUUGAAGUUGGGACAAUUUAUAAGCAAAAGAGUUUGUAGACGGAAGAUUUUAUAAUUCUUUUUUGAAUUCCGAGAAUUGUCGGAAUGACUCAAUCAUUGUUGAAAAGCGCCGAAUAAAAGAGGAAAUUUUUUUUUAAUUUUGCACCCCUUCACUUUUAUGAAGUGUCAAUGCUACCUACAAGUCGUUCGCAUGAAUGGAAUUAAUUCUUAUCAUUCUAGCAAAUUUUAAACACAGUGCGAGUAUCAAAAUGAUUCACGCAUACAAAACAGAUGGAAAUGAAAUGAUAGAUACACAUAAAAUGAUAGUUGCAUAUAAAAAUGAUAGACGCCUAUUGCAUAGUCAAACAUACUGUCUGCUAUUACGGAUUUUCCUUCGGGAAAACUUAAUCCGUUUCCAACUCUGUUUUUCUUACGAAAAAUUCCGUAAUACUAGAGAAUGCCAUACAUAAAAAAUUCAUAUGUGUGACCAGCUCCGAAGAAAGGGGUUCUAAUACCUAAAAAUAUAUGGAUUCGGAAAACUUGAUUUUUAGGCACUAAAUUCUCAAUCUUUAGAGCCGGUCAUACGUAUGAAAUAGAUAUGCGAAGUAGAGUGACAGAUGCAGAAAUGCAAUACGUUCAAGUUUUUGAAGAGACAAGUAGAUUCUUUAAUCGCGUAUUAACCAUUCAUCGCAGGUCCGACGAGUUAGUCAAUAUAUUUACAUUACAAAUAAAAUAAAGAAUAAAUAAUUGAGAUAUAUCUACUGCGUGGUUAAAUAAUAAUAAUAAUAUAAUAUAUACAUAUAUAUAUAUAAAAAAUAUAACGAUAAAUCUCUCGUAUAUGGCGACGUAGGUUAGGGAUCAGGAAAUUAUAGGAAUUGCAUCGGUUCGCCUUGAAUCUUAAUGUGUGUGCAAAAGAAAUGAGAAAAUUACCGUCGUGAUAAGGAUACAUAAUUGAAUUUGACAUAUUUAGCCAUUUUUGGUGGCUCGCGUGUCGCAUUACUUGGCUGUGUGUUGUGCUAGGCUACAUCAUGAUUCAUGUUCCAUCAUCUUCAUCACCCGACUCACGCAUAGGCUCCAUCGAAUCUGUAUAGUGUUGUAACGGGGCGCGUUUAUUAUCAGGAUAGAAAAAUUUCAAAGAAAGGACAAAUUUGCAGUAGGUUAUCUUUUUCCGGGCGAAAAGGACUGGGAAUAAGGAACGAAUUGCAGAUAUUAUACUCUGUUGAAUUAUUUUAGCGCCAUACUCUGAAAACUGGCCUUUCCUAUUGUUAACGUUUGACCCGAGUCCUCGGUUGAUGCGUUAUUUUUUUUUAUCUCCACCGAUGUACGGGCGAUUUUUCAACCGAGAUGAAACACGGUUUAUGGGAAAGUGGAGAUGGAGCCGAUUCGGAAUUAUUAUCACCCAUCUUUUCUGGGUUUUAUCGUUAUCGUUCAUUGCGGUGCUGGGCAGUUUUUUUUUUAAUCGGUCUUUAAAUUAGAAAUAUUUGCUAUUUUGUUUUUUCCGAUAUUUUUGCUGUGCUGUUUAGUUUGAGGCCAAUCCGAUUUUACUUCGACUUUAUCAUUUAGAUAAUAAAGUUUAUUAGAUUUGAAAGAGAGUUCCGAAAUUUUGUAUUCUUCUUUUGUUAAUUUAUUAUAUUUAUGGGAAAAGUGAGAUCUUAGUGAGUCACGAAAAUUUGCAUAAUUUCAUAAAUAGACGGAAAAUUGAAAUGUUUCGAUACAAAAAUGUUUCAUAACAAUAAUUAUCUUUUUUUUUAAUAAUUUGUUACAUGGACAAGCGGUUGCUGAAACGUAUUAAAUCAUUUUGUGAAUGUCACUUUUCUCAUACUUAGUGAAAAAAUAUCAUAAAUAAACAAAAGAAAAUGCUAAAAUCGCAGAUCUUUUUGAACGAAAAACGGGCGUUUCGUCUCACGUGAAUUGUUAGCUUGAUAAUAAAAUUUUAAUUUGGCCUCAACCUAAAAAAUCCGGCUUAAAAGAAAUCUUAUGCUAAGUUGUAAAUAACAAAACUUAUCCUAUUUUUCAAAAAUUUCAUGUCCAGCACUGGUUCAUUGACAUUAAAAAUCCUUCUUUCCACGAAGUUCUCUGCUCAGUGAUCGUUUGACUAGAUGCAAAAAAUGCAAGGGAAACCCAAUGAAAUUGAAAUGUGG
Messenger RNA from Belonocnema kinseyi, 3850 nucleotides. It is a transcript of the gene pasilla, whose product is annotated as RNA-binding protein Nova-1. The coding region runs from base 317 to 1552 and encodes 411 amino acids. Gene Ontology annotation, molecular function: mRNA binding. Lineage: Eukaryota; Metazoa; Arthropoda; Insecta; Hymenoptera; Cynipidae. Gene Ontology annotation, cellular component: cytoplasm; nucleus. The record is from RefSeq and is a predicted model, not a curated record. The transcript has 6 exons. Gene Ontology annotation, biological process: mRNA splicing, via spliceosome; regulation of alternative mRNA splicing, via spliceosome.